Molecule: messenger RNA, 194 nt
Organism: Sphaeroforma arctica JP610
Lineage: Eukaryota; Ichthyosporea; Ichthyophonida
Exons: 3
Source: RefSeq, a predicted model, not a curated record
AUGAAUGAAAUUGAAGCUACGCUGUUACUGCUGCAGAACAAUGCCGACAGGACACGUCUCUGCGACGCCAGGAAGAGGCCUGAAGACUACUGUAUUGCUGAUGCUAUGAGGGAGGCUAUUGCAGGAUUCAAGGAGCCCGAUCCUUUGCCUCUGCGCAUACAAGAACAUCCGACAACUCCCACCCCGGCAAAGCG